This is a messenger RNA of Camelina sativa (false flax), 993 nucleotides long. RefSeq names its product ras-related protein RABA1g. Lineage: Eukaryota; Viridiplantae; Streptophyta; Magnoliopsida; Brassicales; Brassicaceae. Gene Ontology annotation, molecular function: GTP binding; GTPase activity. The record is from RefSeq and is a predicted model, not a curated record.
UCUCUCUCUCUCUCUCUCUCUCUCUCUGUGUCUUCUUCUUCUUGUGCGUUUCAUCUCUCUGCCUCCGUCUGUUCCGUCAGUACACGUUUUCUUACCACCCACCGGGGUUAACCUGAAACAAAAGACCUGCUUGCUUCUCUGAUCGAAGAAACCCUCUCUUCUCACGCAAUGGCGGCGUAUAGAGCUGACGAUGAUUACGAUUUCCUCUACAAGGUGGUACUAAUCGGUGAUUCCGGCGUCGGCAAAUCAAACCUUCUCUCUCGAUUCACCCGCAACGAGUUCAGCCUCGAGUCUAAAUCCACCAUCGGUGUCGAAUUCGCCACCCGAAGCAUUCACGUCGACGAAAAAAUCGUCAAGGCUCAGAUUUGGGACACCGCCGGUCAGGAGAGAUACCGAGCAAUCACAAGCGCAUACUAUAGAGGAGCUGUUGGAGCUUUGCUUGUCUAUGAUGUUACGCGACAUGUUACAUUUGAGAACGUUGAGAGAUGGUUGAAGGAGCUUAGAGACCACACAGAGGCCAACAUUGUGAUUAUGCUUGUUGGUAACAAGGCUGAUCUGCGUCACCUAAGAGCUGUUUCUACCGCAGAUGCUAAAGCCUUUGCAGAGAGAGAGAACACAUUCUUUAUGGAGACAUCUGCACUCGAAGCAUUGAACGUGGAGAAUGCUUUCACUGAAGUGCUGUCUCAAAUAUACCGUGUGGCAAGCAAGAAAGCGUUGGAUAUUGGAGAUGAUCCGGCUACGAUUCCUAAAGGUCGGAGUAUUAAUGUUGGGUCUAAGGACGAUGUUUCUGAUGUCAAGAAGGUCGGAUGCUGCUCAAGUUGAUCUCUCUCGAUCCACAGCCAUUUUGUUUCUUAGGAGAAACUAUACAGUUUAAAUUAUCUAUGGAUGAUAUAUAUGCAGAUGAUAAUACACUCCUUUGUGUUUUCCUUUUGGUUGCUUCUUUUGGUGUAAGUUUUUCAGAUCCUUAUAAUGUUUUAAAUUAUUUCUACAAAA